AUGACCGACGCGAAGACCAGCACAUACGUUACCCUGGUUUCAAGCGACGAAUAUGAAUUCAAAAUCUUGCGCUCAGCAGCAACUAUCUCAGGGACAAUAAAGAAGGCCCUUGAUCCCAUGUCUGGCUUCCGUGAGAACGCGGAAAAUCGUGUCGAUCUACCCACGAUAAACGGCGUCGUGCUUGAAAAAGUCUGCGAGUACUUGUAUUACAAUCAAAAGCAUGCUGGGAGCAAAGAUGUCUCUGACAUGGACAUCCCACCGGAGCUCUGCCUCGAGCUCCUGAUAGCGGCUGACUAUUUGGAUGUGUAA
Messenger RNA from Plenodomus lingam JN3, 309 nucleotides. RefSeq lists its product as uncharacterized. Gene Ontology annotation, cellular component: elongin complex. The record is from RefSeq and is a predicted model, not a curated record. Gene Ontology annotation, biological process: ubiquitin-dependent protein catabolic process. Lineage: Eukaryota; Fungi; Ascomycota; Dothideomycetes; Pleosporales; Leptosphaeriaceae. Gene Ontology annotation, molecular function: protein-macromolecule adaptor activity.